Molecule: messenger RNA, 1273 nt
Organism: Oncorhynchus gorbuscha (pink salmon)
Lineage: Eukaryota; Metazoa; Chordata; Actinopteri; Salmoniformes; Salmonidae
Product: prostate-associated microseminoprotein-like
Exons: 4
Coding region: 430-837 (135 amino acids)
Source: RefSeq, a predicted model, not a curated record
CAGCGGAGCCUAGCUCGUUAAGUGACGUCACGAGAGGUAGAUGAGCCGUUGGAAUGUGCAUGAUGUCAAGAAAAUGCGGAUUUUUCCGUGUUCCCAAAUAAGAGCCCUCACCGGGCACGUUAUGGAGCCGUGGUACCGGUUGAGUCAUGGUGUUGCCAUGCUCGCUAAGAGGUCAUGCCCACUGGAGCGAAGAGGUGCUGAGCUCCAGAUUGCCAAGGCGAUGCCAAGACACAGACCCCCCCCCCCCCCAAGCCCAACCCUGUUGCCCCACACCCCUGCCUCGACCCUGGUCGGUCCUCGUGAUGGAGCUAACUAACCCCACCUCCACCCUUUACGCUGCGGUCGUAAAGAUGUUGGGGUAUAAAUUGAGGUGGAAGAGAGGAAUCGGAAAACUCUUGAGAACUAGAUCUAGAACUACAAAACGAGAACAUGAAGAACAUGGUAACGAUGGACUCCAUUGUUGGGAGAAACUGGCCACUGACCUUCCUGGCUGGGACACUGCUCUGGACCACCUGCCUUGCGGUUCCUAUGCAGUGCCACUUCAACUCCAAAGCGCUGUGUGUGUACGAGGGGAGACACUUCUCUCUGGGGGAGUCCUGGAUGGAGGACGGCUGUCUGCAGUGUACCUGUCUGCAUCCUGUCGGCGUCGGCUGCUGCGAGACGGUGCAUCACCCGGUGGACUUCCCAGGGUGGUGCGAGGUUCGGGUGGACACUCUGACCUGUAAGAUGACCCUCGUUCAGAGCGCUGACCCCCGCCUGCCCUGCAGCCCCUGGUAUGGACACAGCCUAGACCCCAGCCACGGCUCACUGGAACACUACUUGAAGCUAGCGGAGUAGACAGGGACGGAAUCACAGUCGGACAGUGGAGGCUGGUGGAGGGAGAAAUCGAAGAACGGGCUCAUUUUAAUUCUAGCCGUUACAAGGAGCCUGUUCUCCGAUUUAAGGUGGCACCAGCCUCCACUGAAGUCGGACGAUCAACCUCCCUCCACCCGCCUGUCUGUGUACUUCAAACGCUCCAUUCUCAUGUGUUGCAGACCCGUAAUUUGUUAACAUUUAAACCUCAUGAAUAUUACAAUAUAAUGUACCAUAAGCAGAAAAGUAUACUCCGUUGGAAUGCAGAGGGGAUCCCACAUAAUAUAAUCCCACAUUUAUGGCAUUCUGUAAUGCUCUACUGUAAAUAUCAACUCUUAUAGUAAUAUAUCUAACAUUUAGUGUCGUAAUUGUUCUGUAUUGCAGUUAUAUUCAGUUAUCCUCUAAAUAAAAUUCUCAUUCA